GACAGGCAGACGCGGUCUCUCCAGCUUCGCACUCGCCGUCGACCACUGAACGGCGAGGCGUUUGUAACAGAGAGGCAUUCUUGAACACUCGGUACCGACUAUCCUCUCCUACAUAUAGAGUAGCCGGGCGAGGUGAAGGCUCAAGUUUGUGGCAUCGGUGAAGCGCUCUUUCCUAGCCAUGGACACAAAAUCUGGGCUUAGGAGCACGUCAAAUGUGCCUCGGAGGACCCCAUGGCUCGCUCGGACUCGCUUGCUCCAAGCGGUGUUACUACUUACCUCCGCUGCGGCCCUCUCAACCACCCUGUCUGGACUGUCUGCGUCGGUGUAUCAGCGGUUGGCUGUGGUGCGAGAAGGCGUCUCAGCUACAACUGCAGAGGAUCCUAGCAGCCAGUGGAAGGACGACACUUGGCCCAUACGUGAGCAGACUCCUUGGGACAUCUCCACCGACUAUCCCUUCCCUCGCAAGCUCGAGUAUGAUGUGACCGAGGGCACAUGGCUCAGACUGGAUGUGCACCCCAAGACGGGUGAGAUUGUCUUUGACAUGCUAGGCGACCUCUACUGCCUUCCGGCCGGCGCGUACGCGCAUUCUCAGCUGGCAUCCUCUGCUAUUUCAAAAGCGCGUCCUAUUCUGCUGGGAGUGCCGCAUGACUCCGAUCCUCACUUCUCUCCAGAAGGCGGCCGCUUAGUCUUCAGGAGCGAUGCAGGUCUGGGAAUUGAAAACAUAUGGGUGACGGAAUGGACGGGGUGCGAGAAUAUGGACGUGCGUUCGGAGAAUGCAAGGGAGGAACUUCUCAGCGCGCUCGAGGUCAUCGAAGAUGAGGACGCCCUUCUCGCCAGCGGUGUGAAGGAGACUGAAGAGAGGAGACGUCACAGACUCAUUCGAGAGGGCCGCCUGAAUGCCCAGCGUGUUACCAACGAGACGUUCCGUUGGGUAUCCGACGUGAGGUUUCAUCCCUCUGGAAGUAAAGUUAUCGCCACGAAGUGGUACACGUCUUCGCGUAGUCUUGGUGCCGGUGAAGGUUGGGAGUAUGAUGUCCCUACCCCUGGCGAGUCCGUACGUAUCAAAGCCGGGGACGGCAAACGUCUAGUCGGGCGCACACUACCCCUUGGCUGGAGCCCUGAGCAGUAUGGCGAGCAACAGAUCGGACCAGAGCAAUUCAUAUGGAGAGGCGAUGAUACCUUGAUCUACUCCAAGAACGUCGCUGAGGAUGGUGCCUUCUCGUACAGCAAGGACGUCCACGCAGGCAUCUAUGCAAUUUUCUCGACAAACCUUACAUCCAAAGAGACGACGACCUUGGUUGGGCGGUUCCCUGGUGGCGCCAGCAGGCCCGAACUCUCUCGAGACGGACGCACUCUCGCGUUCGUGCGCCGUGUACGGGAUGAAGAGGCACUUGUGCUCCUAGACCUGGAGUCGGGGACGAUCCACCAUGUGUGGUAUGGACUGACCUACGACUUGAGCACGGUCUCUGCGCCCAUGGGCACAUACCCAUCAUAUGCCUUCACGCCCAGUGAUGACGCUGUCAUUAUAUGGGCGGCAGGACAGAUCUAUCGUGUCCCGUUGAAGUUGAAUGCCUUCGGGGAGAAGGUAGCUGGUGGCGAGCCGACUCCCAUACGCUUCACUGCACACAUCGAGAAGCGCCUUGCCAAGACAGUAACCGCCGAUGUCGACGUAACCGCUCUUGAGACUCAGGCGACGCAGAGGGUGCACGCAUUCACGGAGCUGCGUGUGGACACCGCUGGAGAGCGUGCCGUUCUUCAAGGCUCCGGCGCGACGUACGUGCAGUACGUGGGCGAGGACGCCCCUCGCGCGGAGCGUGUUCCCGCGCUGUACCCCGACGCACCGUACUACUCACCUGCGUUCGUCGUGAACGCUGAGGAACUCGUCAUCCACGCGCGCUGGUCGGACACGAACUUCUCCACGAUCGAGAUCGCCAACCUAACUUCGGGCGAGGCGUACGAGCUGACUGGGCUGCCGCUCGGACGAUACUACUCUCCCAUCCUAUGCGAAUGCCUCGGCGCGGGAAGGCAGCUCGCAUUCGUCAAGACCGGUGGCGAUUACUUGACUGGCGACGUCGUUGCGACAGCGGGAGCAGGUCUCUGGCUCGGGUCGAUCACCCUACCCACUCCAGGCCAAGACAGCACUUCUAUCGAGACGAAGAACCUGCAUUUCGUGGACACCGAGAUCGACACGAGCGAACUCCUCAAGACUCAGAUCCGCUUCCUGGAGCGAAACACGAAGUUACUCGUCCAGGCACCUCGACGGUCAUUUGUCAUUGACCUUGCCGCAGGCCCGGAUGAGUACGACAAAUACAAGCACGAGACCUUGGCUACGGGACGGAUGUCGACGGAACUCGUUGCUUUCCCUGAAAUUUCGGGCUCAGUGAAGGCGAAGUCCCUCGCGUUCAUCGAUUUCUACCAUGUCUACUACGUGCCGGAGGUCAACGCAGAAGAACCGGUCUGGAGCAAGCCGGCCAAUGCCACGAAGGGUCUCAUGCGCCUGAGCGUAGAUGGAGGACAUGAUGUCACCUGGAGUCGAGAUGGCAAGAAGCUGUUCUGGUUCCUCGGCGCUUACUUGCAUUGGGUAGACGUGGCUGAUCUGAAGUCGUGCUUGUCGGUCGCGAAACGAGAUGAUCCAACCGUCGGCUUUGCUUGCACUAGGAAUCUCCCACAUUUUCAGGAGGUCAUCGUGGACUACACAUCUGACAUCCGGCGACUCAAGAACGAGGCUGCCGCUUCGACGGCUCAUGCGGAUGAAGAAGCGCUUGCCAGCGCUGACUUCUUCGUGAUAGCGAAUGCCACCCUUCUGACCAUGGAAUCGGGCGACCUGCGCUCAGACAUUCUGGAAAAUGCGAUCCUCGUGACGCGAGGCGGCCAGAUAGAAGCUAUCGUUGGUGCACAGGACGCUGUAAUUCCAUAUGGUGCUACCGUCUUCAACGCUGAAGGAGCAUUCAUUGUUCCGGGCUUCAUUGACGUCCAUGCGCACUGGAACGGCUUCGAGACUUUAUACCCUGCGCGCUCAUGGGAGUUGGAGACUUUCCUCGCAUACGGAGUGACCACUUUGCACAACCCCAGCGCUGACAAUGUGCUUGGUUUCGCGGAACGCUUCAGGCUGGAGCGUGGCCAGAUGGUUGGGCCUCGUAUCUUCCAGGUCGGCGGCGUGAUAUACGGCGCAGCCGCGGAGGAACUGCACCAGGAGAUUGUUGAUAUGGAUGAGGCACGUUCCGCGCUCAUCAGGAUCAAGGCUGAAGGUGGUCCGGCUAGCUUCUCGUACAAGAACUACAAUUUGCCUGCACGUGCUUCGCGACAGAGGUUAUUGACAGCUGCCCGGGAGCUUAACAUGCUCUGUGUGCCUGAGGGUGGAAUGAACUACGAAUGGGACCUGACUUAUAUCGUCGACGGAAUGACGACGAUUGAACACGCUCUGCCCAUACCGGUUCUGUACGACGAUGUCCUCACACUAUUCGCGUUGAGCGGUACUGGGUCUACCCCAACACACCUCGUCAAUUAUGGAGGAGUCAUGGGCGAGCAAUAUAUCUGGGCGACCGAAGAUCUGCCCAAUGAUCCUAAGCUACGACGUUUCACAAGACAUGACAUCCUGGAAGGCCGCCUGUCCGAGUCGACAGCACGUCCGACAGACUCAUACGCACUAUUCAACACAUCAAUCUCCACCGCGAAGAUGGUCCACAAGGGCCUUCGUGCGCACAUCGGUGCACACGGAGAGCCCCCGCUUGGUCUCAACUAUCACGCCGAGAUGUUCUUCACCCAGCAAGGCGGGUUGACCAACUACGAGGUCAUCCGUGCGGCGACAUCAGACGCAGCGACCACGCUUGGCAUCUACUCGUCGCUCGGCUCGCUCACACCAGGGAAGCUGGCAGACUUCGUCGUAUACAAACCUGGCGUCGACCUGUUGGAGGGUGACAUCAGUGGUACUCGGGAGAUUCGUUGGGUCGCAAGAGGUGGAAGGAUUUGGGAUGCGGAGACCAUGGUGGAGCUCUGGCCGGUUGCGGGUCGGAAGGGUACCAUGCCACCGCUCAACCCGUAGAGGGUCGCGGUGUUGAAGAUUCUUGAUGUUACUCGUUGGACUGUAUGCUUCAUCUAAGAACGAAGAAUGCUACGUUGCAGUUCGACGGCGGAUGUAUCAUGGCGCAGACUCAUUCUUACUUUGUUUGUGCUCCGUAGCAACUAUGCACACUACUAGUACGAUAACCUGAACAUGACCUAGGCCACUAUACCAAGACGAAACGUUACCGUUGUACUGCCAACAUCCAGCGCAGCCCAGAUGACACGCCGUGCAAGUACAAA
Messenger RNA from Rhodofomes roseus, 4302 nucleotides. RefSeq lists its product as uncharacterized. The transcript is spliced from 14 exons. The record is from RefSeq and is a predicted model, not a curated record. Lineage: Eukaryota; Fungi; Basidiomycota; Agaricomycetes; Polyporales; Fomitopsidaceae. Gene Ontology annotation, molecular function: hydrolase activity, acting on carbon-nitrogen (but not peptide) bonds. The coding region runs from base 179 to 4042 and encodes 1287 amino acids.